This is a messenger RNA of Megachile rotundata (alfalfa leafcutting bee), 1418 nucleotides long. RefSeq lists its product as uncharacterized. The record is from RefSeq and is a predicted model, not a curated record. Lineage: Eukaryota; Metazoa; Arthropoda; Insecta; Hymenoptera; Megachilidae.
UUAACGAAAGUCAUGGUAAUUAAUAUAUUAAGUAACUUUAAAUGUUGCUAGUGAUUAAAUUAAAUUACGAUCGAUUACUUUCAGAUGAAGUUUCCACUAGUAGCACUCUCUGCGGCGAUUGCCUUCGCAACCGUCAAUUGUCAUUACCUUCCCGCUUUCGGAGAAGGUCCUCUCUAUGAAGACAUCCAGUAUUUUAUAGAUAUGAUCCCAAUGGAAAAAGUAGUUGAUAUUAUAUUGCAAUACACUAUCAAAGACGCAGAAUUUCAACAACUCCUGAAAUACAUGAAAUCGGAUGACUUCAAACAACUGGUGCAGGAGUUGGAAGCCAUUCCCGAGUUCCACACGUUCAUUGCCUAUUUGCAGAACAAUGGAGUCUACAUAAACGAUGCGAUGAACAAGCUGAACAAGGUAAUCGGUUUACCACCCUUCCAGCCUUUGCUAAUCGAGAAGGCUCAAAUCUCUGGUGGAUUGACUGGUCUCUUCAAUGAUGUGAAAGCGUUGGUGUCCUACGAUAGCAUCAUCCAUGGCUACGUUUACAAAAUGAGAACAUCCGAAGCUUUCCGUGGCUUUGUUGCUGAAUUGAAAUCCGGGGGUAACCAGGACUUCGUUGACACCCUGUACAAGAAUCAACGUUUCCUGUCCUUCCGUCAUAUGUUGGUCACAAAGGGAUUGGAUCUUACUUUAGUAGAGGACGUCAUUUACAUCGUCCUUGGUAUCGAGUUUCCGGCGUUUAACGGCUUCGUGAACAACUUCGCCUUAUACGAGAACACACUGUCUAAGGACAUCCAUGACUUCAUCGACCUAAUUGACAUGAACAAGAUUAUCAACAUCGUCUCGUCUUAUUUGGAUGAUGAUCAGGUAAUAGAGGCUGUGAACUACAUGCGCAGCGAAGAAUUCCACGUGCUGGUACGCAAAGUGGAAGCACUGAAAGCUUACCAAGAUUUGGUCGAAUACCUGCAUGAUGCUGGUCUGGACAUAUACGGCUUGCUCGAGAAGGUGCAUGUAUUAUUUGGUAUGGAGGACUACGUGCCACCAAAAGGUAAAUCGCAAUACAAUGUCUACGCUAACCGCGGUGGUGUGAAGGCUAUGGUCGAUGCAGUGAUCGCUACACUCCCCAUGGACAAAUUCAGAUCUCUAUACAAAGAGAAGAUGCAGAACUCGCCAGACUUUAAGAACUUCAUCGAGAAACUGGACUCCGAUGAAAUCCAAGUGAUCGUUAACACCAUUUAUAAAGAACCCAUUGUCCUGGAAAUAAGACAGAAGGCUCUGGAGAAUGGCUUGGAUCUGAGCGUGCCCAGAAGAAUCUUCGAGGAAAUCGGCAUUAAGCUCCCUACACCAUCUAGAUUCUUUUAUACCAUGUAAAUCACCUCUAAAUAUCGAUUAAAUCGAAUUUUGUAACGACCCCCUCUUUAAACUAG